Molecule: messenger RNA, 1905 nt
Organism: Hypoxylon fragiforme
Lineage: Eukaryota; Fungi; Ascomycota; Sordariomycetes; Xylariales; Hypoxylaceae
Product: putative isomerase YbhE
Exons: 2
Coding region: 460-1653 (397 amino acids)
Molecular function (GO): 6-phosphogluconolactonase activity; protein binding
Source: RefSeq, a predicted model, not a curated record
UAAUGUAGGGUUGACUGUACAGAUCGGGCAACCAGGCCAAUUAGGCUCAAAGCCCCCUGCCGAGACGUAAUUCCUCCCAUCCGGAAGGUGGCAUGAUCGGGAUGAUAUUCCGAGACGUUGCCUUUUACGCUCGCGGAGCCAGAGUCAUUGUCCAGAUUCGCCUAGUUGGCAAUAUGUUGGCGACAACUUUCCCCCCCAGGCUUGCAGAACUACGAUGGCCAUUGAGGCUGUAACCUAGUAUCGCCCAUCUCGCUACACUUUCUCGCUGUAUCUGUUGCAACAUGGCGCAAUUCACUCUCACGAGUUGCGAUACAACCCAAGCCACCUCAAAGGUGUGCAUCUUCGCCAUUUUCCAUGGGAUCUUCCUUCUACCUUUAGUCCACAUUUCUCACUUUCGUUCAAUCUUAUUCUCCCUCGUUUUGUGCUGUCGCCUCCUUGCGGUGUAGGGUAGAGUUCGCGAUGGCAUUCUCUAAGGCGUUGAUCCUCGGAACGCUAGGCUUGGUACCGCAGGCGCUGGGAGCAACCCUUCUUGCAUCCCACUACACUGGCAAGAUCUUCUCGCUUUCUUAUACGGGCGGUGGUAGUAAUGCCACUUUAGUCAACAAGUCAUCGGCGUCAGGAUGCGGAACUUUGCCGGCGUGGCUGCACGUGAGCCCAGGCUCGCCGACCGUGUACAGCAUCGAUGAGGACUGGAAUGGAAGUGGUGUCUUGGCGUCCUACUCGAUCGAGUCCGACGGCAGCUUGAAGCAGAGCGGACGAGCUGUCACUCCGGGUGCUAGCGUUCACGGUACGCCGUAUGGCGGCACGGGAGACAACCCUGCAUUCAUAGCUACAGUUGAAUAUGACCCUUCAACUGUAACGACGUACAAGCUUCCUCUCAGCAACGGCUCAGCCAUUCUGCACACCACAAAAUUCAACAUGUCGGAGCCCGGCCCCAACGCGCGACAGAACGCGCCUCACCCGCACGCCGCUCAGCUCGACCCGACCGGCCGCUACAUCAUCAUUCCGGACCUGGGAGCUGAUUUAAUCCGCAUCUUUAGCAUUGAUGCCGAAACCGGUAGUCUGACAGCGUGUGAAGCCGGCGUUGCCGACCCAGGCGACGGACCGCGCCACGGCACCUGGUGGUCGCCAGACCCGGAGUCCACGGACGGCCAGAGACUGUACACAGUGAACGAGCUCGGAAACUCGGUGUCGGCGUGGACGGUCUCGUACCCCGAAGAAGAAGGAGGGUGCCUGGCGCUGAAGAAAACCCAGACACUCGCAACAUACGCGGAGGGCAGCGCCGCAGCCCCCAACGGGUCCAAGGCGGCCGAGGUCCACGUAUCGGGCAACUUCCUGUACGCCGCUAACCGCGCGGACGAGACCUUCGGCCCGCAGAAUGACUCCCUCGUCACGUACAGCAUCGACGCCAGCUCCGGCGACAUCAAGUUCGUCGAGGCCACACCCGCGCACGCCUGGUUCCCGCGCACUUUCUCCAUCAAUAAGGCGGGGACCCUGGUCGCGGUCGGCGGGCAGACGAGCAGCAAUGUGGCGAUUAUUGCGCGCGAUCCCGAGACGGGGAAGUUGGGGGAGCUGCUGGCUGAUCUGAAGGUUGCGACGCCGGGGACGCCGCAGCAGGAGGAUGGGCUGAGUGCUGUUGUGUGGGUUGAGUAGAAUGCCUAGGUUCUUGGGUAGGUAGGGAUGUAGAGUGAGGAAUUGAGAGAUUAGUAUAUAGGGGUCUGAGAAAAAAGUACGUGUAUAUAACUGUUUUCAAUCAAUCAAUCAAAACGUAGAUAUUCUUCAUCUUCGGUUUAAAAUAUCUGCUUCGUCACAAACCCCUUGACAUUACCAAUACCUAGCACCUAUUCAUUAUCCCGAUAGCCAUCCUGUCUUCCCGUCGUCCUCCCAUCCUUAUCAAAAACCCUU